AUGUCUAAAUUUGAUGUUGAACAGUUAUUGAGUGAAUUGAACCAGGAUGAAAAGAUUUCCUUACUCUCUGCAGUUGAUUUCUGGCAUACUAAGAAGAUUGAACGGUUGGGAAUUCCAGCGGUGAGGGUUUCUGAUGGUCCAAAUGGUAUUAGAGGGACAAAGUUCUUUGAUGGGGUUCCUUCAGGAUGUUUCCCUAAUGGUACCGGGUUGGCAUCUACUUUUGAUCGCGACCUGCUUGAGACAGCAGGUAAGUUGAUGGCCAAGGAAUCGAUUGCGAAGAAUGCUGCUGUGAUUUUGGGUCCAACCACAAACAUGCAACGUGGUCCUUUGGGUGGUCGUGGUUUUGAAUCAUUUUCUGAAGAUCCAUACCUUGCUGGUAUGGCAACUUCUUCUGUUGUUAAAGGUAUGCAGGGCGAAGGUAUUGCUGCUACCGUUAAGCAUUUUGUUUGUAACGAUUUGGAAGACCAACGUUUCUCUUCAAACUCAAUUGUUUCUGAAAGGGCUCUUAGAGAAAUUUACUUGGAGCCCUUCAGAUUGGCAGUUAAACAUGCCAAUCCUGUUUGUAUAAUGACUGCCUAUAACAAGGUCAAUGGCGAACAUUGCUCCCAAUCCAAGAAGCUAUUGAUCGACAUUUUGAGAGACGAGUGGAAAUGGGACGGUAUGUUAAUGUCCGACUGGUUCGGUACAUAUACGACUGCCGCAGCUAUCAAGAAUGGGUUGGAUAUCGAGUUUCCUGGACCAACAAGAUGGAGAACACGUGCUUUAGUGUCUCACUCACUCAACUCCAGAGAACAAAUCACUACUGAAGAUGUUGAUGAUCGUGUUAGACAAGUGCUAAAAAUGAUUAAGUUCGUUGUUGACAAUUUAGAGAAAACAGGUAUUGUGGAGAAUGGCCCAGAAUCUACUUCAAACAACACCAAGGAAACCUCGGACCUGUUGAGAAAGAUUGCUGCUGACUCUAUUGUUUUAUUGAAGAACAAAAACAAUAUCUUACCUCUAAAGAAAGAAGACAAUAUCAUUGUCAUUGGCCCAAAUGCUAAAGCAAAGACUAGUUCUGGUGGUGGUUCAGCAUCCAUGAACUCCUACUAUGUCGUUUCUCCGUAUGAAGGUAUCGUCAAUAAGCUGGGCAAAGAGGUCGACUACACCGUAGGCGCCUAUUCACACAAAUCUAUUGGAGGUUUGGCCGAGAGUAGUUUGAUCGAUGCUGCAAAACCAGCAGAUGCUGAAAAUUCUGGAUUAAUUGCCAAGUUUUACUCCAAUCCAGUAGAAGAGAGAUCUGACGAUGAAGAACCAUUCCACGUUACCAAAGUCAAUAGAUCCAAUGUUCACUUAUUUGAUUUCAAACAUGAGAAAGUGGAUCCAAAGAACCCUUACUUUUUUGUAACCUUAACCGGACAGUACGUGCCCCAAGAAGAUGGUGAUUAUAUCUUCAGUCUUCAAGUUUAUGGUUCUGGUUUGUUCUACUUAAACGAUGAGUUGAUUAUUGACCAAAAGCACAACCAAGAAAGGGGUAGUUUCUGCUUUGGAGCUGGUACCAAAGAAAGAACCAAAAAGUUGACUUUGAAGAAGGGCCAAGUUUAUAAUGUAAGAGUUGAGUACGGUUCUGGCCCAACUUCAGGUUUGGUUGGGGAAUUCGGUGCAGGUGGAUUCCAAGCUGGUGUCAUCAAGGCCAUCGACGAUGACGAGGAGAUUAGAAACGCAGCGGAAUUAGCAGCUAAGCAUGAUAAGGCUGUCUUGAUAAUUGGAUUAAAUGGUGAAUGGGAAACCGAAGGUUAUGACAGAGAAAACAUGGAUUUGCCAAAAAGGACAAAUGAAUUGGUUCGUGCUGUUUUGAAAGCAAAUCCAAAUACUGUUAUCGUUAACCAAUCUGGUACCCCAGUCGAGUUCCCUUGGUUAGAAGACGCAAAUGCGCUAGUUCAAGCUUGGUACGGUGGUAAUGAAUUGGGUAAUGCUAUCGCAGACGUCUUAUAUGGUGACGUGGUUCCAAAUGGUAAGUUAUCGCUCUCUUGGCCAUUUAAGUUACAAGAUAAUCCAGCCUUUUUAAACUUCAAGACCGAGUUCGGAAGAGUUAUUUACGGUGAGGAUAUAUUUGUUGGCUAUAGAUACUACGAAAAGCUUCAAAGAAAGGUUGCUUUCCCCUUCGGAUAUGGUCUAUCGUAUACAACAUUCGAACUAGAUAUUUCUGACUUCAAGGUAACCGAUGAUAAAAUAGCUAUUUCAGUUGAUGUGAAGAAUACUGGUGAUAAAUUUGCUGGCUCUGAGGUAGUGCAAGUCUACUUCAGUGCUCUAAACUCUAAGGUCUCGAGACCUGUUAAGGAGUUGAAGGGAUUCGAAAAAGUCCAUUUGGAACCAGGUGAGAAGAAGACAGUUAAUAUUGACCUGGAAUUGAAAGACGCAAUUUCCUACUUUAACGAAGAGCUCGGUAAAUGGCACGUUGAAGCAGGUGAAUACUUGGUUUCAGUUGGUACUUCUUCUGAUGAUAUACUUUCCGUCAAAGAGUUUAAAGUAGAGAAAGAAUUGUAUUGGAAAGGCUUGUAA
Kluyveromyces marxianus DMKU3-1042 is the source of this 2538-nucleotide messenger RNA. Its product is annotated as beta-glucosidase H. The transcript has a single exon. Gene Ontology annotation, biological process: glucan catabolic process. The record is from RefSeq and is a predicted model, not a curated record. Lineage: Eukaryota; Fungi; Ascomycota; Saccharomycetes; Saccharomycetales; Saccharomycetaceae. Bases 1 to 2538 code for a protein of 845 amino acids. Gene Ontology annotation, molecular function: beta-glucosidase activity.